CUCACUAGGUAUUACACGGAGCACAGCCAGCGAGGUUAACGCAUAACGAGUGUCCUAAUUAAAAACCAUGGCAUCUGACAUGGAAGUUAUGUCUACGAAUGAUAAUGGGACAUAUGUAGAAGAUAAUCCUUAUGAAAUGCAUACUUUAGUCUUUGACGCGUUUCUUCUGACUUUGAUUCUGGUUGGGAACAUCUCAGUUCUAGUAGUCAUUAUCAAUGACGGCCAAAAGUCAAGAAUGAACGUGUACAUAAAGAAUUUGGCUGUUGCAGAUUUACUUUGCGGACUAUUCUACAUUGUCCCUCGUAUCGUGGUGCACGUCAAUAAUGGACAGUUUUAUGGAGGAAACACAAUUUGUAAAAUGCAAGAAUAUUUUGGGAAUGUUGGUAUUCUUGGUUCGAACACGAUUGUGGUUGCCUUGAGCUUGGAUCGUUUGUACCUGGUUCUCAGACCUUUGGGGAGUUUAGCAGUUAGAGGGAGAAGUGCAAUGAUGCCUUGUAUCCUGUGCUGGGUGAUUGCAGCUAUUGUGUCUGUAACAGGUCCUAUUGUUUUUGAAUACAACCAUGAAUACAAAUCAUGCAUGCCAUGGCUCGACGGAACCGAAUUAAAGAUUUACUUUACUACGAUCUUCGUUGUCGUCUUCAUCAUCCCAACGACGAUCCUGACAGUCUGUUAUACGGUCAUUGCCUACAUUAUCUGGAGGGUGUCAAAGAGAGAAGGUGGAAUACAAUUAAAAGAAUUCCCAUCUUCUGGCCAUCAGCAUUCUACUUUGCUGAAUUCAAGACAAAGUAGUCACUCCUCCGGCUCUGAACAAAAAGAUACAACAAUUUCAAAAUCACAGAUAAAGACAAUCAAGAUGACGUUUGUGAUAGUCAUAGCUUUUUUCUGCUGCUGGGCACCCUAUAUGGUAGUCAACCUACUCAUCAUAUUCCACAUUUUAAUCAUCCCAUAUCCGGUCAGCAUAUUCAUCAAUGGCCUCUUGCCUUUGAACUCGGUCGUUAAUCCACUCAUCUAUGCAGCAUUCAGUUCUCGUGUUUUCAAGCGAUUCAGGAAUAAAUUGACAAGACGUCUGUCAACCACGAGAACAUCCAGAAGAACCGAGAAUUGGAAGAUGUGAACUCACCUCUGACUCUAACUAAGAGUGCAUAUCAAGGUUUGGUUGUUCAAAAGGCCGCUUUCUUCCUGUUGACCAGUGCACUGUCUUUGUAAUAGGAUGCAUGGGUACGACGAAUUCGAUUUUGAAAUAGCGAGUAUCCAUAUAUGUUUGGUAAUUUUCAAUUGUUUGACUUUUAAUGUUAAGUUAGUAAUUUAUAUGUACGCUCUAAUCUAGCAGGCCUCGUGUAACAUUCGCACUAAAUACCGCUUAUAUCAUAUGAAAAGGAUAGCUACAUAGUCAAUAUAACAUAUUUGCAUUUAAUCCAUGUUACUCAAUAUUAAGAAGGUUUGCUGUUUUAAAGAUUAUAUGGCUAUUAUCUAAUUAAAUAAAAAUUGAUUUAUUCUUAAAUAUUGAUAUCAUUUGUGUUAGCUAAUGAGAAAAAUGGUGAUGAGGACAAUAAAUAAAAAAGAUGGACUGAGAAGUAAAGUACUAUAAUAUUGUCUAAACAAAAAUUGCUCCGAAUCAUAAAUUAUUAAUGAGACAUGUAUCAUUUUUAUUGGAUCUUUUAAGGAAGUUGCUUUGUUUAACAACUUUUGUAGAUAUAAAUUUACAGUGAGCCCAUAACUGUUAGUAAACAUGUGGUAAAAAAAGACGGUAAACAUUCUGGUCACUUCAUCUCUACAAGGUCGCAUAUUCUAUGCCACUGUAUCAUCAGCUUCCGUUUUAUCGCUCACGAGCAUAUGUGGUAAUCCACAGUAUUCCGGGAAGACUGCAUAUCUUUUAACACAGUACGUGACUAUCUCGUCACCCUGACAUUAUACACAAUGCAUGACCUACUUUUUUUUUUUUACCAGUAAUACUAUUCAGUAUAGCUUGGUACGUUUUUUUUGGUAAGUGACCCUUAUUCAUUGAAUAUCUGAUAAUGACCCUUGCGAAAAGCAUAAUUGCAUGUUCUUUUUUAAAUCUGUAUUAACACUGAUUUCAACUGUUCGAAGACGUUUUGAGAGCAAUACAAAUGUAAAAAAAAAGUAGGGGGACGCUCCCAACUAUACAAUGAAGUAUGUUUUAUCAUGAAAGUUUUGGCUCAUUCUAAUUCAGUUAACAUCUUCGGAAAAUUGGCGGAAGGGGGAGGGCUUUUUAAUAAAAAUGUCUUAAAGAGUAAAUUAUGAUAUAGUUUAAACAUUGAUUUUACUACUUUGUAAACAACUGUUUAAAAAUCAUAUAAGAUGGAUGGUGAAAAAAUGUUGUCUUUAGUCUCCAUUCAAAUAUAACUCGCUUAUUCCAGAUAACUUUGGUAUUACUUUAUAAAAUAUUAAUCUAAUCCGCAUGUGACGAAACUCUUUUAGAGGGUGGACAAUGCGUAUAUUCUGUUGGCUUAUAGAUUAGUCUUUACAAAUCAACAGUUAUGUGACCUACUGUUAAUGAUCUUAUUGGUUGUCCAAACUAUUUGGUGAAAUAUAAAAAAUCAAUAUAUUACCAAAACAGCCGAAAUGUAAAUGACUAUAAAACAUGGUAAAAAUAUUGAGGCAUUGAUAUUUUGUAGUUUCAAAUGAUCCAUAACUUAUGUCGAAAGGACUACUUAAGAUGAAAAAAACCCCACUGUAUACCCGAAAGUUAUUCCACUGGAUUUAACUUUUUAAGAACAAUGUGUAACUACAAAGAUAUUUUUUCAAUUCAAUACUAGGAUCUUUUUUCAAAAGUUAAAUUUUUUUUUAUAAAAAGUAUGCAUUAUGAUGUGUCUAAAUGAUUAAACGUUUCUGAUCAUAAUCAACGUUAAAUAUUGACAUUUGAAGGACAUCUGAAUCCUUGAAAACUUCUAAUAAAAAAAAAUGAUAAUACGUUUAGUUUUAUUUUUUAUUUCAGAACAAAUAACAAAUUGAAGAAUAUAAGACAGCAAUUUUUUUGGCAGACUAUUUGAUACAUUAUUUCGCUUGUUAAUCAUGAUAAAUUGAUUCAUCACUUACACGGAAGCUAGUAAAAAUCACAGUUUGCUAUGUGGUUUAUGAUUCAUAUUCUAUUUGAUGAUCAUUUGUUUUAUAGUGUAUUGUCUUUAGCAUAAAUAGAAGUCUGUGUCAUUUAUGUCUUUGCCCAUUUUUAUGGUUUGGGAGAGAGCUUGUUUGUUCAAAAUAGAUGUAGGAUUCAACGUGGAUGUAUUUUUAAUUGUAAAAUUAAUUUUGAUUUUAGAAUAAAUUUGUGUAUAAUGUCUUAUAUCAAUAUUAUAUGUUACAUUCAUGACGUAAUGACAAAAGAUAUUUACCUCCUUUUUACAUUGUCUUCUUAUUGAACAGUGAUAUGUGUGUAGUUUAAGAAGAUUGUUUUUCAACAGUAAAUACUUCAGUUGUCUGAUGAUGGUGUUAUCAGCUUGAUGUAUCUGAAUAAUGUAUAGAACAUAUCAAAAGGUUUGUGUUGUUACACGAGUGCAUAUUCAAUAUUGUCCGUCGGUGUUAUAACAACUUAAACACAUUCAUUUUUUUUACCGUACAUUAAAUAAAUAGCAAAAUUGAUAAUCGAAUCUAACAGCUGUCAUUGGCACUAUCUGCUAUAUCAAAUUCAUUUUAUACAGACUGAGACUCAUUGAACUUAUUAAUAUUGAAUUUAACUUAUAACCGCUUUGUAUUGCUAUAUUGUGUAAAACUAUAAAUUUUAUAUUUUUUGUAAAUAUAUAAAUUGUCCUCAUGUUGCUUCUAAAUGAAAUAAAAGCGCAAAUUUUCAGCCAUAA
Messenger RNA from Magallana angulata, 3812 nucleotides. Its product is annotated as mesotocin receptor-like. Gene Ontology annotation, cellular component: membrane. Gene Ontology annotation, molecular function: peptide binding; vasopressin receptor activity. The transcript has 9 exons. NCBI's taxonomy places the organism in Eukaryota, Metazoa, Mollusca, Bivalvia, Ostreida, Ostreidae. Bases 68 to 1114 code for a protein of 348 amino acids. The record is from RefSeq and is a predicted model, not a curated record. Gene Ontology annotation, biological process: G protein-coupled receptor signaling pathway.